UGGACACUUGGCUAGAGGAAUUCAAUAAACUUGACACGACGUGUACGUAACAGCUGCUGCAAGGUCUGUCUGCUUUUGAAGUCUGUUGUACUACCGAUGCUUGAUGGUGAACCUUUUCAACCACAUCUAGUACACGUAUAAGGAUGGGGAGCACUGGUUGAAGGAUGAGCCAGUGGAUAACUAUAUGAGGUGAACACAAAUGGAGUUAUCUCCUUUGAUGCUGCAGUCUCAACUGUCAUUCCUCAAUCAUUUCCGUUGUCCGGAUUGUUUUUGAUUGCCCCGUAUUGGGCUGACGUGGAUACAAAUGGAACAGGUACUGUGUACAACAGGGAGACGCAAGAUAACGAUGUUCUAAGACGAGCUAGAAACGAUGUAAUGACGUCUUUUUCGAGAAGAUUCCUUCCAAUUUUUGUUUUCAUUGCCACUUGGGAUAGAGUUGGACACACUGGCCGGAUUGCAACAUUUCAGUUUGUGCUUAUGACAGAUGGAACUUCCUCUUUUGUCAAGUUCUUAUACGCUGAUGGUGAGAUGCAAUGGACCAAAGAAGAUGCCUCAGGGAGCACCAAUGGAUUUGGGGGAACCCCUGCACAAGUUGGAUUCAAUGCUGGUGAUGGGAAGAGGUUCUAUAUAGUGUGCCAGGCUCACUGACCAACAGAAUCAUGAAUAUUGAUUCCACUACCAAUGUGAACAUACCGGGUGUAUGGACAUUUCAAGUCAACGGUGAUAUUGCACGAUGCUCUGACCCUGAGGACAUGGAAAAUACUUCACUUGUGAUCACCCCAAGAGUUGGAAACAUGCUUGGAGGAACUGCAGUCUCCAUUACCAGCACAUGCUUAGAGGAAUCUGACAACAUAACUUGUCAAUACGAAGGAUUCGAUACAGUGGAUGCCGAUGUGGGGCUUUUAGAGCUAGAUGAGAAUCCAACUGUUGUGGCUGUUUGUGUGUCACCGGCAUUUUUAGAGCCUGGAUCAAAAACUCUUCGUGUCGUUGUCACAAAUAAGAAUGGAACGUUGAAGUAUGACAUUGGCACUCGAUUCUAUGCAGUACACAUUGAAGACAGUACUGAGGUACAGCACAAUUUGAACAUUCCAGUCAUUCUUCCUCAAACCGAAAUCUUGAUAACUUGGAAUCCUUUUAAUCUUCUUCCCUCUCAUGCCGAAGACCCGUCCUUCUACAAAGUCAAUAUUGUUCUUGUUGAGUUUGAUAUGAACACAGGAGAAUGGGAAGAUGUUGAGAUACUAGCAUCAGGUUUACCAAAUGUUGGGCAAGCAAAUGUGGUAAUCCCAAUUCUCAGUGUGCGUACCAAUAAUAACAUGGCUGUACGACCAAUUGCAAUUCAAGUUAGGAUUGGAGAUUUUUCUGGAGAUGUACUGCAACAAAUAAGGCCGAUUGUCCGGUUGUUGGUAAAUAUAGAGUCACUCUGUGGACGCCAAUUCUGUAUUACAUGAGUAGUAAUAAUCUCCGAUUAAGAUGUGAAGCUUGGUGCAAUGAGCAGCCUACAGAUAUCGGUAAAAACCUUCUUGAUGAACUCCCCCCUUGUCCACCUAGGGUCACUCAAGCUAGGUUAUUUAAUAGUGGCUUUGUUGAGGAUUCUGGUAUAAAUAUCAUUUUAAGCAGAUACGUCUUUCACGUUGGAUCGGAGACCUGCUUCAGAUCAAGAGAGGCAAGUCCCUCAGGUGCUGGACAGCAAUGUUGUUAUGAAAAAAGUGGAAACCUGUUGGUGGGUGCCCCAGGAGGAGGCUCAGUUGACAAAGUUUCCCCACAAAAUUUUCUUGGCCAUUUCCUAGAAGAUGUCCUUCCUGUUUUUCUCUGCUGCUUUGGACCCCUUAGUAAUUGUGAUGCCUAUUAUCAGAAGCGUCCUUCCGACAAUGGAGAAGGAUAUAACCCACCCAAUCCUGCAUGUGUCUAUGGAGAUCCCCACAUUGUGACUCUGGAUGGAUUUAAGUACACCUUUAACGGCAAGGGAGAGUACCUGAUAGCUCAAGUGGAUGACAUCUUCUCAUUUCAGGGACGAAUGACCCAAGCUGUGAAUCCUCAGGGAGACCCAGUUGGAGCUUCUGUCUUCUCCGCUGUUGCUAUGAGCGACGGUUCUAGUAUAAUCCAGUUUCAAAUUGGUUUUUCCGAUGACCCUGAUGCUCUUAUAAAUGGAACAUUUAUCGAUUUUACUGAAGUGUCUCUUCAACAGUUCAAUGGAGUGGCUGUCGAAAAAGAUGGAAAUAAACUUUUUGCGAGAUUCAAUAGCGGAGCGUAUAUUGAAGUCAGAGAAGAGAAUGGUUUCUUAUCAAUUCUGUUAGUGAGUUUUCCCAUUUUAUGGAAAGGAAGAACCCAAGGGUUAAUAGGAAACUACAAUGGGGACACAGCUGAUGACCUCACACCACAUACCGGGAAUCCCCUUUCGCUGGAUGCGGACUUGAAGACCAUCCAUGAAAUGUUUGGAGUUAUGUGGAGUAUUAACAGGCCACAAGACAGUCUUUUCACAUAUCCUGAGGGUGAGAGCUGGGCUAACUACACCUUCCCGAACUUUGAACCGACAUUCGAGGUAGUAUUUUCUAAUUCAUCCUUAGAGCAGGAAGCAGAUGACCUCUGUGGGGAUGACUUUUUCUGUCGGUUUGAUAUAGCCACAACUGAAAACACCAUGGUCGGACUCUCGACCCUCAAUGGAGGACAGGAGUUUGAAGAUAUUGUGAACAUUUCCCGACCAACUGUAUGUGAUCCACCACGCCUCAACGGGGCUUGCAUUGCCACAAAUACCUGCAGCUGCUCCGUCAGCUACACUGGGGUCAGGUGUGACGCGUCCCUCGUAAUGGAUUGUGACAUUAGUCCAUGUGAGAACAAUGGAAGCUGUGCGCUACUAGCUGGAUCCUAUAUUUGCACAUGCCCCUUCAAUUACAACGGAGUGAACUGUCAAAAUCCAGUUACAAAUGUUCGUCGAGUAAAUGAUUCUGUAAUUGGAGAUCCACUGAUGACCGUACCACUCUACCUCACCAACACCAGUGCACUGCAGAGCAAUAUCAAUCUCGGAGAAAAUGAAGUUAUCAACCUUUGCUUUGAAAUCUAUGGUCAAGCAGACGAAUACUUUAACCUCGUGUCCGACUCCUGUAUUAGUGUGAAUGCACAUUACCAGUGAGC
This is a messenger RNA of Halichondria panicea, 3129 nucleotides long. RefSeq names its product sushi domain-containing protein 2-like. The transcript has 11 exons. Lineage: Eukaryota; Metazoa; Porifera; Demospongiae; Suberitida; Halichondriidae. The record is from RefSeq and is a predicted model, not a curated record. The coding region runs from base 1445 to 3127 and encodes 560 amino acids.